AUGGACCCGAGGAAACUGAAGGGCUUCCACGUGGAGAUCGAGGCUGUUGCGCUGUGCAUGUAUUGCGGCGACGUCAACGAUGGCGCGUCGCAAAUGCUGACCUGCCAGGGGUGUGGACUGUUUGUGUGCUCCGGCGGUCCUGACUGUUGUGUGGAGGAGACCCCCGGUGCCCCACUCAAUAGCCAUGAUUUCCAUUGCCCGCAAUGCAGUCACUACAUGCACCGGCCAAUCACGUACCACCUCCGCGCCCACGCUGCGCAAUGGUCAGUUUACGCUCAAGGGAUGUACCCCAUCCUGCUCUACACCGCGCACGAGCCGCGUCUGCCGUACCUCACAACUCUCCUCGGGGCUCAAUUCGAGCAGGAUUAUGCUCUUUGCCCCGGUAAACUCCACUCUGCUUCGCUCACGCUAGCGCAGAAGGGAUGGGAUGACCUCGACAACAUCAUCGGUGCAGCCCGGGAGUGGAAGCUCCGUGGACCGAAAAAUGAGCUUUCCGUCCUUGCUGCGGUGGAGUGCCACAGCGACCCCGAGAGCGGUGGUAUUACCUACCGACGCAAUCAGAACGGCAGGUCGUUUGUGAACACGGUCACGACAGUCGUCGAGCUCAUGUUCGGCGCGCUGUGGCGUGACCUGCCGGUCAUCAAAGGCCACCGUGGCCUGGUGCUCAUGUCCUGCGGGUACAUGAUCACCAACCCUGCCUGCGAAAAGGAGAUCUGCACGCUGGUGACGCGUGGGUACUUCACAUUCAUCAUCGGAUUCCCAACCACGACCCUCAUCCCGCAGCAUGCUGCACUCUCCGUGACCCGUUUCCUCCAGAAGAUCAUGGUCCGCGGCAUUGCUAUCGAGGACGCGCUGCAGCAGGCGUGCUUUGUCGACGCCGACUUCAUGGCCACGACCGGGCUACACCUCACCUAUCGUACAACGGCCAGCACCAUCAAGCAGGUGGCCUACGGCGCGGCAACAUUGGAGGCGCCAUGGGGCGCGCGUCUCAACUGCCCGAAUCCAGCAUGCAAGGGUUCGCCCUUGAACGUGCGUCCCCGAGUCCACAAGAAGCACGAGUUCGGCACGCUGGUGAAGUUCAGGUGCUGGACCUGCAUGAUGGAGACCCGGGACUACGUCCACCGGCCUCCCUGGGUUGUUGCCGCCGAUGCGAAGCACCGAAUCGUUGAGUAUCCGAUGGUCGUCGAUGGGACACCGGUGGCCGAUGCCCUUGUUGGCCGGUAUGAAAUUGUGCCGUGGACGCCGCAGGAUUCGCAGAGGGAGCACGAGGCCAUGGACACUACUUAG
Rhodofomes roseus is the source of this 1287-nucleotide messenger RNA. RefSeq lists its product as uncharacterized. The transcript is spliced from 7 exons. The coding region runs from base 1 to 1287 and encodes 428 amino acids. The record is from RefSeq and is a predicted model, not a curated record. NCBI's taxonomy places the organism in Eukaryota, Fungi, Basidiomycota, Agaricomycetes, Polyporales, Fomitopsidaceae.